UUGCAAAAUUUUAAACAAUUCAGAGAAUAUGGAUUACUUCUGAUUAAGCCCUUCUUCUUGGCUUUUUUGGUCCUUCUUUCCUAUCUUGUUUGAUCUUUUGGCGAUAAAUUCACUAUAACUACCCUGGACUUAUUCAGUAGAGUCUCUGGCCAUUCAAAUUUUUGGUCGCUUCUUCCUGACCUUCUUAAUGAUCUCUUUUUACUUUCUUCUAUUCUCUUCCAGCUGCUUCUAUAGAGGUUUUAAAUGAGGAAGAGAUCUUUUUGAACUUUAGAGUAUUGCUCUUUAAGGUUGUUUAGACUUGUGGGGUUCUUAGUUAUUUCUGUUUCGUAGUUUAUGGUGGAGUACCUCUAAUUAUUGUCGACCCUGUUAUAGUUUUUCUUCAAGUUUUUUGUAAUUCAGGAUAUUCCUUCUAGGUGAGAUCAGUUAGACCAGUAGAAGAGAUAGUCUAUAGUUCAUAUCUUUUCUUUUGAAGCUCCUUCAUCCUUCUGUAAUAUUUUUAUUAUCAUCCUGAUUAGCAAUAUUUUCAUUACAGAUACGACCUCUCUGUCUCUUUUUUGUUGCUUCUUUUGUGGAACCAAUGAUUUUUUAGACUUCUCAUUCUUUAGUUUUUCACAUCUUUCAUCUAUCUUAUUUGGAAAUUGGCAUUGGGAGUCUGCUAUUCUUUUAAACUUUUUUCUUAAAUUCUUGUUCUUAAUUGUCAGCUCCUCUACCACUUGGUCCUUACCAUUCUGUUCUUUAAGAGGAAUGCUUUGUUCGAUUCUGCAGAUAUCAAAUUUUUUUAUGAAAUAAUUUAAAAGCUAGCCAUGCCAGUGCUCCUGUGGCAAUCAGUCCUUCUAAGGCUAUGAAGGUUUUCCUCCUUAUCCUAUAAGAUGAGUCUGAUCAGCUUGGAAAUCGACUUUUGUAACUUCUUAGAGGUAGCUCUAUACUCUUCAAUAAUCUGCUGUUCACCAUCUGGUAUUACUUUAUGGUCAAUAGUCAGGGUAUUCUCUUUGAAUGAUCUUUCAAGUUGAGCAAAAUACAACAGCUGGUUCUUUAAUUCAUAUGAUAAUAGUUAGUCUAGGAUUAGAUUUUGGGCUCUAAUAUUAAUAAGUAGCUUGAAAGUAAGGUAUGAAAUUGCUUCUACUCUCGACUAAAUCAUCAAUGAACUUUAAGACUUUCUCAGCUUCUACAUUGAUAGACUUUUCUAUU
This is a messenger RNA of Moneuplotes crassus, 1188 nucleotides long. The record is from the annotation of a GenBank genome assembly. Lineage: Eukaryota; Ciliophora; Spirotrichea; Euplotida; Euplotidae.